GUUAAAUGAGUGACUAAUAUUCGGCUCCAAAUAAAUAAAAAGAAUUAAUCAUUUAAAUGACAUGUAAUGUCAUACAAACAGUUUGUCUCUAAAUCAUUUGCCUCUCGUAAGAGCUGAUGGAUGCUCAAGGAUGGGGAAAGUGGCAAAGGGCAGUAUAUUUGGCCUUGAAAUCAAAUUGCCAAGAAAUUGCCUUGUUGAAACCAGAGCCAGACCCUUCUGUUCUGUAGAUAAAUUUAAUUGGAACUGAGCCACAUUCAUGCCUUAUUGCUUCAAAAAUUUUCUGUCCCUUGUAUUGUCUGGGAUGCCUAACCAUACAUCAAAUCAGUAAUGGAUGCUGUUUCUUUCCUUCAUAACACUGCUCAGCUCUGAAGAUUCUGUGAAUUUUCACACCGCUCAGCUCUGAAGAUUCCAUGAAUUUUCCAUAACCAAUACAACUUUUCUUCCCAAUUCCUCUAUAAAGUCUAACUGCAGAUUCCCCUAUCAGGAACAGAAAGCAAGGCUGAAUCAGGAAGAACAAUAAACUGAUUUCUCAAGAGGUUAAUUACCAAUGUCAGGUCUAAUUUUCGGUAGUCAUGGCAUCUAUUUUUAGUGUUGUUACUGUUAUUUAUGGUGUUGUGGCUCUUGCAUGGAAAUUGAAGGAAAUGCUGAUUUUCAAGUCUCACUUGUGGCGAUAUGAUUGAGCACACAAGAGAAGAAGAGUGGAAAACGAGCAGUUGGAAGAAAGCAGUAUUGCUUUU
Rubroshorea leprosula is the source of this 737-nucleotide messenger RNA. Lineage: Eukaryota; Viridiplantae; Streptophyta; Magnoliopsida; Malvales; Dipterocarpaceae. The record is from the annotation of a GenBank genome assembly.